This is a messenger RNA of Penicillium macrosclerotiorum, 1383 nucleotides long. RefSeq lists its product as uncharacterized. Gene Ontology annotation, molecular function: hydrolase activity, acting on ester bonds. NCBI's taxonomy places the organism in Eukaryota, Fungi, Ascomycota, Eurotiomycetes, Eurotiales, Aspergillaceae. Gene Ontology annotation, biological process: phospholipid catabolic process. The coding region runs from base 1 to 1383 and encodes 460 amino acids. The transcript is spliced from 2 exons. The record is from RefSeq and is a predicted model, not a curated record.
AUGUCUUCUCUGACAGCAUUUUUGGCUUUGCUCACGUUGGCUGCAGCUGGAACUAUUACUACUUCCGAGCCAUCGCUUCAAGACAUCAAUGCAGCUGCCGCAACCACACUGCCUUAUUCACCUACCUCGAACGUGAAAGGUCUUGCAUUUGAUCGAUUUUAUCAAAUAUGGCUCGAAAAUGUGGACUUUGUUGACGGAGCAGCCGAUCCGAACCAGGAAUGGCUGGCCAGCAAAGGCAUCAAGCUGACCAACUACUUCGGCAUCGGUCACACUUCCGAACCAAACUACUGCGCUGCUGGUGGUGGUGACAACUACGGAAUGGACAAUGACGAUUUUCAUCAGAUCCCUAGCAACAUAUCAACAGUGGUAGAUCUCCUUGACACGAAGGGGAUCUCUUGGUCGGAAUAUCAGCAGGCCUUGCCAUUCCCAGGUUUCCAGGGAUAUAACUACUCGAACCAGAAAACCUACGCCAACGACUACGUUCGCAAGCACAACCCUUUAAUUCUGUAUGAUAGCAUCACGAACAAUGACACCAAGCUGCGUCAGAUCAAGAAUUUUACAGAUUUUGAGGCCGACCUGAAAAGCAAACAGCUCCCGCAGUGGGCAUUUAUCACACCCAACAUGACAAACGAUGCCCAUGAUACCAAUGUCACUUUCGGGUCAAAGUGGCUGCGAGGAUUCGUGUCUGGAUUGAUGGAGGAUACUUAUUUCUGGAACAAUACUCUGCUCCUCCUAACUUGGGACGAGAGCGAGCAUUACCCCAUCAAGAACCGCGUAUUCAGCAUUCUUCUUGGAGGUGCUAUCCCAGAUGACCUUGUCGGCACCACAGAUGACACCGUCUAUACCCACUACUCUACAAUCUCGUCCGUCUCGGCGAACUGGGGGCUACCAGCACUAGGUCGCUGGGAUUGCGGUGCUAACCUGUUCGAGAUUGUUGCCAACAAGACGGGAUAUACGAACUGGGAUAUCGACACGACGAAUCUAUGGCUCAAUGAAUCCAUGCCGGGACCGUUGUCGCUUGGUGAAUAUUCCAUUUACAAAUCACGCUGGCCUGUGCCGCUGAGCACCAACAAUUCAUGCUCUGCCGGCCACGGUAUUCUACCUGCUGUCUUGAAUACUUACGGAGGUCUGACACCAACCUAUAAUUAUACUGCACCAUUCCCCUACGACGAAGAGGUCGGUCUCGGUGUUGGUGUGUCCUACUCCCGCAAGGGAACUACUUACGUGUCCGGGAAAAAUGCCACAUCCGCCAGCGGCUCGAGCUCGAGCAAUACUUCAAGUGCGGCGACGAGCUCCUCAACUAACGGUGUCGGUGCUCAAAUCAUCCCUUAUUCAUUCUCAGUUAUUGCAGUGCUGUCGGGUAUGGUAGGCAUGAUGUUCUAA